UCUAGUCAGCUCUUCGAAAACGUUUGGUAGAGUUUUAGCUUCUAGCAGCAAUAUCACAGUUUCUUGGAAGAACUACUUGGUGUUAUCGUGCGGCAAUCGAGGCGAUUAAAUCCUUGGAGGCAUUGACUCAGACCAAUAUGGAGAACACAACACAACACCCAUAUCGCGACUCGCCGCCAUCCUCGCCUAACCCAUCCACCACCAAGCCUCUCUUACAACAACCACAACAAGAAUCAUAUCGCGACCACCCAACAGCAUCAUACUCACAUCUACCCUCCCAACACCCACCAACACCACCCUACUACGACAGCCCGCCACAACCAUCCACCCCCACAACACCACACGCCAACACCCACCACGACCCCCCACCGCACUACACAGACGACGACGUCCCGCUAGCCCUACUCUUCUAUCCCUACGAAGCACCACCCUCCUACGCCGUCGCCGUACGCACACCCUGCUACCGUGACACGUUAAUCCAGUACAUACCCAGUCGGCGCGUGGACGCGGAUGAGGAAGAGGCAGGGGAACCCGACGACGUGCGGUACGUGGAGCGCGUGUUUGCCAUGUUCAUCGUUGUGGUGCUGCUGCUGGUUGUUGGGGGUGUGUUGGUGUGGCUCGCGGUGGGGAGUGGUGUGAUUUGAGGGUGGGGUGGUUCUUUCUUUCUUGAAUACCAUGGAAUUGCUUUAGCGUUAUGAAUGGUUGCGUACUGUUUCUUUACUGGGUUUGGGGUGGGCGGUGUGCAUGGCA
Messenger RNA from Dothidotthia symphoricarpi CBS 119687, 750 nucleotides. RefSeq lists its product as uncharacterized. NCBI's taxonomy places the organism in Eukaryota, Fungi, Ascomycota, Dothideomycetes, Pleosporales, Dothidotthiaceae. The coding region runs from base 138 to 644 and encodes 168 amino acids. The transcript has 2 exons. The record is from RefSeq and is a predicted model, not a curated record.